AUGGAAACAAUAAGCAAAUUAAAGAUAAAUAUAAUUUAACUAGAAAGAAGAUAAGUAUUCCAAAUAUAACCAAAGGAUUUUAGUCAUAUAGUGAUACUAAUUCAUGUAAAGCAUUAUCUUCACAAUAAUCACCAAGAAGCUUAUUUAAUGGUCAAGCUUCAACUGAAAGAGAUCAUUUACACAGACCUCAAAGACAAAGUUCAUAAAAGUAAAGCUUUUUUGAGCAAGGUUGUUCUUCUCUUCGCUCUCCUAAAAUUAGAAGUCCUGAAUAAAAUUAUAUUCAAUAAAGAAAAAGAAUAACUUGUUUUAAUGAAAAUAAAUUCAAGUAUUAAAAUGAGUUAGAUUACAUGCUAGAUUAAGAUUAAUAAAAAGAAAUAUUUGGUUUAGAGGAAGAUGAUAGAGAAAAGUAAUUAUAAAAAUAUAAAGCAAUGUAUUUUCAAAAAAAGAUGUUGUAGUAAAAAAUAAGAAACGUUAAAGUAGUGGAUUCCUGGAAAUUAGAUGGAUCCAUUCAUUACAAUGGAAAUCAAAGCCCUCCUAAUCAAAGCGAUGUCAAAGACGAUGACACUCUUGUUUCUUUUACAGAAAUAAAGCUGGAUAAACUCUAUACAAAAACACUCAAUAUACAAACUUAGCAAAGAUUCCUCGAAAGAUUGUAAGAUUAUAAUUCGAACAUACUAAAAAGAUUCCAAAAAGAAAUUUACAUAAAAUCAACUGAAAAAAAUUUCAAUAGUCUAAAAAAAUAUAAAAACGAAAUGCUUUAGGCUACAAAUAUCAAACUAAAACAGGGAGCAAAAAAUUCAUUACAUAUUUGAAGUUAUUUAAUAUCAUAAAUUAGUUAAUAUUUUUUUUAUUUUGGUAAAUUGCUUUGAAGAUAAGUGA
This is a messenger RNA of Tetrahymena thermophila SB210, 879 nucleotides long. RefSeq lists its product as hypothetical. The transcript is spliced from 3 exons. The record is from RefSeq and is a predicted model, not a curated record. NCBI's taxonomy places the organism in Eukaryota, Ciliophora, Oligohymenophorea, Hymenostomatida, Tetrahymenidae.